This is a messenger RNA of Lathyrus sativus (Indian pea), 372 nucleotides long. The record is from the annotation of a GenBank genome assembly. Lineage: Eukaryota; Viridiplantae; Streptophyta; Magnoliopsida; Fabales; Fabaceae.
AUGUUCAUGGUCAGGGAUCCUAAUAUGAGUUUCGAUUCUGUAUCAAACUAUCUCCUCCAUCUUGCCUUCAACGAUAAUGAGUAUGGAGAUUCGAGAAGGUUGUGGUGUAGGUUUAAAAUUACAAUGCUUAAAAUUUACUCUGAAAUUGUUACUGGCGUUGAUAGCCCGGAGUCAAGUUCUUUAGGCGCAACCAAGUUCCACAUGCUUAGAGAUCGUUGCCAAAUUCUGUUACAGGUACAUGAUGAAUUAGUGCUGGAAGUGGAUCCCUCAGUGGUGGAAAAUACUGCAAUAUUGUUGCACACUAGCAUGGAGAAUGCAGUAUCACUUCUUGAAUUCUUGAAGCUGUUUUCAUGGAGGAAGCUCUCUCGGUGA